Molecule: messenger RNA, 4992 nt
Organism: Naegleria fowleri
Lineage: Eukaryota; Heterolobosea; Eutetramitea; Acrasida; Naegleriidae
Exons: 10
Coding region: 1-4992 (1663 amino acids)
Source: RefSeq, a predicted model, not a curated record
AUGUUCAAGAAAUUACAAAACAAAGUUGCCCAACAAGUAACCAAUAGAGAGGCUUUUAAAUUUCAGUUUAACCUCUCUAUUGAUUACUUGAGCGACCUGAAAGAAAAGAAGAAAGAUGAAUGCACUUAUGCUAUUUCAUGGAAAAGAGGAAAGAAGAGAAAGGGUGAAACCGAUUUCCACAAAGCAGAGGGUACUCGUGUCGUAUGGAAUACAUCAUUCAAAUUUAACGGAACCCUUUACUUUAAGAAGGGCAAAUUUCAAAAGAAAGACCUUCAAAUUGCUCUUGAAGAAAAGGGGAAGAACAACAAAACUUCCACCCUUGCAAAGGAGACAUUAGAUUUGGCUCUUUUCGUCGAUGAAGAUUCGGAACAAACACAUACCAAAGAUGUGGAACUUGUCACUAAGGACAGCAAGGCCAAACUCAAGUUGGUCAUCAACUCUAAAUGCCUCAAGGAUCAAAAUCCAAACGACGAUGAUUUUACAGCAGUCAGUACCUAUACAGGACCUGGUGAAGAAGCUGCAGAUGAUGAAGGAACCAACAAUGAUGUUGACAAAGAUGAAGAUAUCGAGGAACAUGAUUACCAUGAUCAUCACUUUGACGAUGAAGAAGAUCACAAUAAGCAUGAGGACAUUGAGGAACAUGAGGAUUAUAACCUUGGUGAUGAAAAAGAUGAACACGAUGACGAGCCAGUUGCCAACGUAGAUGAAGAACUUAAAAAGAUUGAGGAGGAAGUAGGAGGUGUUGAUGAUGAAGAGGAACCUGAAGAAAAUCACAGCGAAACCAAUCAUACCGAGGAAAGAACGGACGAGUCCGCUCAUGCAAACACUUCCGAGGUCACAAAUCAAGAAAUUGCCGAGCUUGAAAAACAACUCUCCAACCAAAAGAAAAAGAUGAAAUUGCUUUUGAGACAAAUCAAAGAGUUGAAAGCGAAUGAUAAAACUAACUUGCUCAAAAAAACUCAAAGAGAAAGAGACUCGCUAUUGGAAAAACUCAAAGCAAUUCAAAAGGAAAAUGAAGAGCUCAAAAUACAACGUGACAAGGCUCAAGAAGCACAACAAGAAGUUGAUGGCAAACUGUUUGAACUUUCGCUCAAGCAAAAGCAAAGCCAAAAGAACGAGGCUGAAAUCAAAAAGCUUAAAGACAGAAUCAAGCAGCUCGAAGAAGAGAAUGAGUCUGGUCGUUCUUCCUCCUCCAAACAAAAACAAGCUCUUUCAUUUGAGUAUGAUGAAAAGAUUCAAAAUUUAGAAGACGAAAUUUCCACAUUAAGGGAGAAGACAAGAGAAUAUCAAGAAAAUAUCACCGAAGAUAAGAAACAAAUUGAAAAGUUGAAGAAAGAUAAUGAGAGAAUGCAGGAAGAAUUGAAGGCACAAAAGGUUAAUUAUGAAAGCGAACUCACCUCCAAGGAGACAAGGUAUCAGAAAGAAAUUGAUAACCUAAAACAAGAACUCUUGAAAGAGAAAGAUGAGAGAAAAACUGAGACAAACAGCCUGAAACAAGAUAUUGCAAGAUUGAAAGAGGAAAGAAAGAAUCUGGCCGAACUUGUCACACAACAGGGCAAAGAAAUUACAUUGGCAUCUAAGCAGCGCGAGCUUCUCUUAUCAUGUCUCACAGAAUUCAAAUCUCUAAAAUCAAAGGUGCAAAACACUCUCGUGAACACAGCCUCUGCUCUCGGAAAUAGCGACGAGAUUGCUACCGUUCUCAUGCAUUCAGACUCUUUCAGUGAGAUCUUAGAAAUUAUGAAAAAUGGUAAUGAAGAAAGCAUCCAAAAGGCAAAACUUCAAUUAGAAAACGAAGUGAGAGAGGAGAUUUCAGCCAUAUCAGAUGUACUUGUAACGAGACUAGCCCAACUGGAGAACCAAAACUCCAUUAUUAGAGAACAGAAUGAUUCAUUACAGGAGUCGCUUCGUAUUUCAAAACAGGAAAAGGACGAUCACACGAAAGAAAUCUCUGCUCUCCAAGAAUCAUUGAAGGAGGUCACUAACCAACAGAAUGAACUACUUCAAUCGCUCACUAAUGAAAGACAAUUACAUAAGGAAGAGAUUGACUCUUAUAUGAAGAGGUUAGCUACCCUAGAGGAAGAACUUUUAAACCUGCAAUCAGAGAAAGAACACUUAUUGAGUGGUAAAAGCUCAACACAAAACGAGAUACACAAGCUUCAGGAGUCUCUUCUUGCUAUUCAGAAAGAGAGGAAUGAUUUGAAGAAGGAAUGUGAAAGUCUUAGUACAGAGAUGACUUCCCUUCAACAAAAUAAGGAUCUUCUCGAACGUACUCUGAGCCAACAAAUUGUCAGUCUCAAGAAUCAACUCGACGAAACAAAAAAACAACAAUCGUCCAACGAAAGCGAAGCAAUUUUAGACUUGUCUUCUAAAUUGUCUGAUUCAAGAGACAAGUUACAGUUUGCUGAAAAACAAAACAUAGAGAUCACUCUCAAAGUUGAAUCCCAAGAGAAAACCAUUUCAUCUCUUCAAACACAUAUUGCCAGUCUCACAACAGAGUUAGAGGAAAUCCAAAGCAAGCAUGAUCGAAUUGCUAAAUUGGAACAGCAAAAGGACUCUGCCAUUAGAGAUUUGGAACAACAACUCUCAACUCUCAAUCAAAAAUAUCAGGAGCAACUAAAUUUGAGAGAGAAGGCUGAAGAAUCACUCAAAGAGGAGCUCAACAGCCUUAGAGAUAUGGCCACAAAGUUAAACAGUGUUCAUGAUUCGAAAUCAGCAUCAGCAACUUCUGAAAGACUUCAACAUGAGAAGAUUUCAUCAUUGGAAUUGAGAAACGAAGCGCAAAAACUAAAGAAUGUGGAAAUUGACUUGAACAAGUUAAUUGAGACAUUGAGACAAGAGAGAACGAACUUGGAUGUUCAAAUUACAGAAUUGAAAAACAACAAUGAGAUGCUUGAAAGCAAAUUAAAGGAGAAGGAACAUUUGCUCAACGAAAAGUCUGAGGAAAUUACUCAACUCUCAAAGAACUCUGCCUCAAUGGAUGACUUGGUAAAGAAGCAAAAAGUUGCUCUCGAAAAGAAGUUAGCUGAUGCUGAAAAUCAUUUGAAAGAGAAUGAAAAGCAAAUUAGUGCCCUCAAUCAAUCCUUGGAGGAAAAGAAUGGAGAAUUGAGUGCCCUCCAGAAGGAGCUUGAGACAUCUCGGGAAGAAGCCAAGUCACAAUUGCUCGAGGUUAAGAAAUUAGAGAAGCACAUACAAAUUCUUCAAGAUGAUAACGCCGAGAAGGAUAGCAGAAUUGAGCAGCUCGAGCAAGAGCUUUCUGAACUCGAGGAAAAGUUGCACAAGGCAGAAAAGUCAUGCUCAGAGAUUGAAGAAGAAUUGAUGGCCAAGGAAAAGGAGAUUAAGAGCUUGAAGAAGAACAGUGACAAGAGCAAGCAUGAUGAAGAUAAGAUCAGAGAGAAAGAUAGAAUUAUUGAAGAAUUGGAAGAAAAAUUGCAAGAACUUGAACAACAAAAGAUUGAACUCGCUCAGGUUAAGCAGGAAAGAAAGGAAUUGGAGACAGACCUUGACAAGUUGAAAGAGGAAAAUGAGGAGUUGAAUCAAAAGAUUGAACAUAUGGAUGAAAGAAACGCUGAGCUUGAGAGUAAGUUAAAGAAGAGUAAAAACACUAUUGCGGAUUUGGAAGAGAGGAUAGAAGAGUUGGAGACCCAAGCUUCCAAAUUCAACAAGCAAUUAGAGGAAAGUCAAAAGUCAAAGUCAGUUAACGAUCAAGAUGUGAAGAAGAUCAAGGAACAACUUUCUAACUUGCAAACGCUAGAAUGUGAAAGAUUCCUUGUAGAAUCAGCCAUUAUUCACAGCCAAGCAGGUGAUUUCUUGGGAAGUAGCAAAGUACCUUGCCCAGCCAAGAUACUCUUCCUGUCAGUGCUAAAAUUCUCUCCUGAAACACACAAGUAUUUCUGUACAAAUGUUAUCAAAGCGUUGUCAUAUAUUGUACAUAGAUAUGCUAGAGAUGAGGAAAUGAUGAUUUAUUGGGUAAAUUGCAUGUAUAGACUUCUCAAUUUGAUACAAAACAGUGGAAAUGAAAGUCAAGUGCAUCACUCAUUGGAGAAGAUGGAACCUGUCAAUGUGAAUGCAGCACUUUCAAGUCAAAACACUGAAACGACCACCUAUGUCGAACCACCAGAAUUCUCCUCAAGCGAAGGUGACGAAAUACUUGUGUCUGAUAUGCAAGAGUUCACGGAUGCUAUUUGUGAACAACUCUCCAUUGCAUAUCUCAACUUGUGUACUCGAAUUGUCCAGCAAUUGAAGGAGAGACUUUUGAAGGCAAUUUUCAAUCCAAAACAAGCAUCAUCGAAAUCCACUGAUGGAGGGCCAGACAUGAGAAUUUGCUGUUCCAUUCUGAACGACGUUUACCAACGCUUUGAACAACAGAAGCUCGACAAGCGAGUUACAAAUCACCUCUUUGAAAACUUGGCAUGUUGCUUGGACUCGUUGAUAUUUAACCAAUUUGUGAGAGAUAAUACUUCAGCAUCGAAAGGUUUGCAAGUGAAAAUGAGCGUUGCAUUCUUGGAAAAUUGGUUUACUGCAAAGGGAAUUGUCCAAACAUUGAGAAAGAACUUUGCUGACGACGAAGAACUUGAGGAAGAGAAGUUGCAAGUCUACUUUACGCUAUCUAGACAAGCUGCAGAUAUUUGUGUCAUUGCUCAAACUGUUUUAUUGCAAGAUGAGGACACAAGAAGAAUGGUUUGUCCAGAGUUAACUGUUCAACAAAUAGCUUUCAUUUAUUCAGUUUAUAAGGCAGACGAGUACUCGACCUCUUCCUUCUCUCAACGUGACAUUGAGGAAAUUACAGGCAAGAGGAUUCCAAACCGUGAUGCUGUGUUGUCUGUUCCUGUCAUUGAUUUCCAAACCUAUACAGACAUUUCAACCAAGAGUCCUCAUCAUGGAAAUGUUUUCAUGUUUGAUCUAGUUGAUGGUCACGGUAAAUUGAACUCUCUAGAAAUACCUAAGAGAUUUUUCCCUGCCAAGUUUGCUGAUCAACUGAGCUUCCUCAAAUAA